Molecule: messenger RNA, 655 nt
Organism: Melopsittacus undulatus (budgerigar)
Lineage: Eukaryota; Metazoa; Chordata; Aves; Psittaciformes; Psittaculidae
Product: prolyl-tRNA synthetase associated domain-containing protein 1-like
Exons: 2
Coding region: 49-573 (174 amino acids)
Molecular function (GO): aminoacyl-tRNA deacylase activity
Source: RefSeq, a predicted model, not a curated record
GGCGGGCGCUGCCCGGCGGAAGGGGUGGGAGUGAGGCCCGGGACGGCGAUGGCGGCAGCACCGGAGCUGCGGGAGGCGUUGGAGCAGCGGCUGCGAGACUUGGGCAUCGCCACCGUCACCGCCGAGCACCCCGAGGUGUUCACUGUUGAAGAAAUGAUGCCUCAUGUCCAGCACAUGAAAGGAGGCCACAGUAAAAACCUUUUCCUUAAAGACAAAAAGAAGAAAGGCUUCUGGCUGGUGACUCUCCUGCACAACAGGCAAAUCAAUUUAACUGAUCUCGCGAAAAAACUGGGCCUUGGAAGUGGGAACCUGAGGUUUGCUGAUGAGAACUCCAUGCUGGAAAAGCUGAAGGUGGGCCAGGGCUGUGCCACACCGCUGGCGCUCUUCUGUGACCAGGGGAAGGUGAGGCUGGUGCUGGACGCUGCCUUGCUGGAGGGUGGCCACGAGAAGGUGUACUUCCACCCAAUGACAAACUGUGCAACCAUGGGUUUGAGCCCUGACGACUUCUUGAGGUUUGUGAGAUCAACAGGGCACGAUCCCAUCAUCAUACAUUUUGAUGAGGACACAAAGUAGAUGAAAUUCACUUUUUUAUGACGAACCAUAGGUUUUGUAAAGAAAAACUGGCAAAAGUCUCAUUACAAAUAAAACUGGAAAA